GACGUGGAUUUCCAGGAAGACAUUGAUUUCUGGGAAGACAUGGAGUUCCGGGAAGACGUGGAUUUUCAGGAAGACGUGGAUUUCCAGGAAGACCUGGGUUUUUUGGAAGACUUGGAUAUCUGGGAAGACAUGGUUUUCCAGGAAGACAUGGAUUUUAAGGAAGACGUAGAUUUUCAGGAAGACAUGUAUUUCAGGGAAGACCUGGAUAUUCAGGAUGAUCUGGAUUUUUGGGAAGACUUGGAUUUCCGGGAAGACAUGGAUUUCCAGGAAGAUAUGGAUUUCCAGGAAGACAUGGAUUUCCAGGAAGACGUGGAUUUUCAGGAAGACGUAGAUUUCCAGGAAGACAUUGAUUUCUAGGGAGACCUGGAUUUUUUGGGAAGACUUGGAUUUCCAGGAAGACGUGGAUUCCAGGAAGACAUCGAUUUCCAGGAAGACAUGGAAUUUCCGGAUGAUGUAGAAAUUCAGGAAGACGUGGAUUUCCAGGAAGACCUGGAUUUUUGGGAAGACUUGGAUUUCCAGGAAGACAUGAAUUUCCAUGAAGAAGUGGAUUUCCAGGAAGACAUGGAUUUCUAGGAAGACCUAGGUUUUUGGGAAGACUUGGAUUUCCAGGAAGACAUGGAUUUCCAGGAAGACAUGGAUUUCCAGGAAGACGUGGAUUUUCCGGAAGACAUAGAUAUUCAGGAAGACAUGGAUUUUCAGGAAGACCUGAAUUUUUUGGGAAGAUGGAUUUUCCAGGAAGAUGUGGAUUUCCAGGAAGACAUGGAUUUUCAGGAAGACAUGGAUUUUCAGGAAGACAUAGCUUUUCAGGAAGAUGUGGAUUUCUAGGAAGACCUGGAUUUUUGGGAAGACAUGGAUUUUCAGGAAGACGUAUAUUUUCGGGAAGACAUGGAUUUCCAGGAAGACCUGUUUUUUUGGGAAGACUUGGAUUUCCGGGAAGACAUGGAUUUUCAGGAAGACGUGGAUUUUUAGGAAGACAUAAACUUUCAGGAAGACGUGGAUUUCCAGGAAAACCUGAAUUUUUUGGAAGACUUGGAUUUCUGGGAAGACAUGGAUUUCCAGGAAGACAUGGAUUUUCAGGAAGAUGUAGAUUUUUGGAAAGACAUCGAUUUUUGGGAAGACCUGGAUUGAGAAGACUUGGAUUUUGGGGAAGACCUGGAUUUUUGGGAAGACAUAGAAAUUUGGGAAGACAUGGAUUACUUGGAAGACAUGGACUUCCUGGAAGCUGUGGAUUUGAUGGAAGACAUGGAUUUUCUGGAAGAUGUAGAUUGAUGAAAGACCAGAAGAUUACUGGAAGACAGAUAUUGGGAAGACAUAAAUUUUCUGGAAGACAUGGAUUUUCAGGAAGAUCUGAAUUAUCUGGAAGACCAAGAUUAUUUGGAAGACAUGAAUAUGUGGAAGACUGAGAAGUUUCUGGAAGACAUCGAU
Molecule: messenger RNA, 1425 nt
Organism: Microtus ochrogaster (prairie vole)
Lineage: Eukaryota; Metazoa; Chordata; Mammalia; Rodentia; Cricetidae
Product: cerebellar degeneration related protein 1
Source: RefSeq, a predicted model, not a curated record